AUGGCAGCGCCGCCGCCGCCGGCGCUCCCGGACGAGCUCGUCCAAGAAAUCCUCGCCCGCCUCCCGCCGGACGACCCAGCCUGCCUCCUCCGUGCCUUCCUCGUCUGCAAGGCCUGGGGUUGCGCCGUCUCCCUCCCCAGCUUCCGACGCCGCCUCCACGACCUCCACCGACCACCCCCCUUGCUUGGGUUCCUUCCCAACUGGGCUAGCGAGGGCACUCCCAGCUUCAUCCCCACCACCGCCUCAUCCUUCUCCCUCGGCGCUCCGGACUGCCUCAGGUGGCGGGCCCUCGACUGCCGCCACGGCCGCGCCCUCUUCUUCUCCGUGAACCAGGACGCUAGGACACUCCUAGUGUGGGAGCCAAUCACGGGCGCCCGGAAGCGCUUUCCGGUGCCCGCAGCGUUCGAAAUCACAUACGCUGCUGAGUUCCCGAGCAACCGCCCGAUUGCGGCUGUGUUGUGCGCGGCGGACGGGUGCGAGCACCGCGACUGCUUCGGGGGUCCUUUCCGCGUGGUCUUCCUCUUCGAGGAUGACACCGCGGAGGAGGAGCAGAAUUGUGUCAUCUGGGCGUGCGAAUACUCGUCUGAGACUGGUGCCUGGGGCGAACUGACCUCGUUGCACACCAAGUUCUUCAAGGAAGUCACAGAAAAUUCCAGCGUGCUCCUUGGCAGAUCUCUCUACUUUGUGGCCACUAAGUCUAUUCUGGAGUAUGAUUUGGAAGGGCACGCCAUGACUCUGUUCAGCCCACCAGACAACUGCGACUGCCUACAUCUUAAUCUCAUGCUGACGGAGGACGGUGGACUGGGAGCUAUUGUACAGGAUUUUGGUACGUGUCUCGAGCUGUGGACAAGAGAGGUGAGUGACAGCACUGAUACACGAUGGGUGCUGAGCCGGGUCAUGGACCUGCGCAAUUUGCUCCCAACUAGUACUCGCUUGAAUCGAGGUUUUACAGUGCGCGUCAUGGGCUUCAUUGAGGGAGCAAACAUCAUUUUUGUUAACUCAGAGGUUGCUGGCAUCUUUACAAUUGAGCUGCGAUCAGAGCAGGUGAGGAAGGUGUGUGAUGAUUGUGGCUUUGGUGGUUUGGUUCCAGUUGUCACCUACACUCCUGUGCCUCAAGGCUACCACCAAAAUCUGCUGGUGUCCAAGCCUAGUGAGGAGGCAGGUGGUGAGGAGGGGGGAGAGGGGAAGAAGACAGUAGAUCAGGCACAACAGCUGUUCGACAAAGGGUCCAAUUCUAUCAAUGCUGGGGACUUGGUCAACACCUUCGAAUCCAUCAGCCUUGACCAUGGUAUCAGGGUUCCAGGCUAUGGGGAAGUUGCUCCGGCCUGUGCUAGCAUAUUUGACAAAUAUGGAUGUGCAUACAAAGCUCAAAAGGUGAAUGAUUCUUUGUAUUCUGUCCCCAAGAGUGCACCAAAUGAAGAAUUGGUGAAGGGCACAACCAGUGAAGAUGAUGCUGGGGACUCAAUGACCUCUGGUAGCAAUGUUGAGGUAGCUGCUCCAUCUUCUGAGAAAGGUAAUUCUCAAGAAGUGCUCAAGAGGUGA
Messenger RNA from Triticum turgidum subsp. durum (durum wheat), 1542 nucleotides. The record is from the annotation of a GenBank genome assembly. NCBI's taxonomy places the organism in Eukaryota, Viridiplantae, Streptophyta, Magnoliopsida, Poales, Poaceae.